UUAAUCAACGGGGUUGAAUCCUAUGGCCGGACUAGAAUGGUUGAUUGCCAUUCCGAACAAACAGCAACAGUGAAGGGUGUGCCAAAGGACACAUCGCUUUCAGAAACAGUCCGAAAAGACAAAUACAAGGGCAUCCAUCCAGUCACCCUGCAUGAAAAAGAUGGCAAGCGGCUCGUCAUCAGCACUUUUACAUGCGACAUCCUGGUUACAAGUUGUGUUCGUCUUGAUCCAGAAGGAAAAUCAGCUGUUUCUGUGGGAGGUGAUACCCACAUCUUCAUCAUCUCUGAAAAAGAUUCUUCAAAAAUCCGUAUUUUCUUUGACUCUGAGCGAGUCAAGCUCUGCAAGGAAAUGAAGAAAUCACUUUGCAGGGUGACAAGAAAUAUGGGAGUGGAGUGUCUACGGCAGAUUAGAACAAAGUUCGAUCGGUUUAACACAUACGACCUCUCUCGGUGCUCUGGGCCAAUGACAAACUCAAUACUUUAUCAGCCAUACACAAUCUUCACCAUUGCCAAUUCCGGAGGUGGCCGUGGGAGGGCAUUUGGUGCUGGAUUUCUUUUCAAUAAAAUUGGUCAAGCAGUGAUUAUUAACAAAGAAAAAGCAAAGCUUGCAAGAAGUGUCAUUAGAGUCAGUCUCGAACAAUGCACGUCUAAUCAAGACUUUCGUACGUCUCUCGAGGCAAUUCAAGCUCUAUUUUCAGAUUCCGUAGACGAGAUUACAGUGAUCGGUAAUGCAGAGCUAAACAAACAUUAG
Lobosporangium transversale is the source of this 750-nucleotide messenger RNA. RefSeq lists its product as hypothetical. The transcript has a single exon. The record is from RefSeq and is a predicted model, not a curated record. The annotation marks the transcript as partial. Lineage: Eukaryota; Fungi; Mortierellomycota; Mortierellomycetes; Mortierellales; Mortierellaceae.